AUGCCAAUACUUGAACCUCUUCCUCCCCCUCAUCCAAUAGCAUCAUCGUCUCGAAUGGUCAAUGGUCUUUCUCACUCCCACAUGAACGGUCGUUCAGAAGCUUCCUCUUCUACUUCAUACAAUCUGAGUAGUCAUCUCGCCCAAUCAAAUGAUCGCGGUGAUCGAGAGCAGGAUGAACACCAAGUAACAGAAGACGAAGAAGAAGAAGAGGAUAUGCAUAUUGAUAGUUCAUCAGAUAUGAGUGAAGAAGAAGAAGGAUUACCCGUGAUACAUAUCGAAAUUAGACUGCGCGCUUCGACCAGGAGUUCGAUCAGAGAUCCUGAUCUCAUAUACUUGAUAAAAGAAUAUAUACAAACUGCGUCUCCUCAUCUUGUCCCGGGAAAAGAACUGAAGGGCUGGGAGAAGGAAGAAGAAUUACAAGAGUACGUGGAAAGGAUACGGAUAGAGGAGAAUGUCGAUGAUCUAAAAUCAAUAUCAUAUGAUGAUGCACAGUUAGAAUUUCAUAUUUACAAACCUGGCAACUUCGAUGAGAUAGAAGACUUCAGUGCUGAGUUGGAUGAAUACGAUAAUGAAAACGCUGUAACAGCAGCAAGUAUGAGAACUCUACCUUCAGCAGAAUUAGAUGGCAUAUGGGAUACACUGGUAUAUCCAGAUAAUCUGAAAACACGUCUGCUGAAUUUCUGUUAUUCAACAACUUUGUUUUCGGAAGCUGCGAUAAAUUUCAAUGUGAUAGCGUGGAAUAGAGUAAUCUUACUUCAUGGGCCACCUGGAACGGGAAAGACGUCUUUGUGUCGGGCUUUAGCACAAAAAAUAGCUAUUAGGAUGCAUAAGAUGUAUCCAACAGGAAAACUAAUCGAGAUCAACUCACAUUCGUUAUUCAGUAAAUGGUUCUCGGAAUCGGGUAAAUUAGUCCAAAAGUUGUUUGACACUAUAACACGAGAAGUAGAUGAUGAGUCCCAAUUUGUGGUUGUCAUGAUAGACGAGGUGGAAUCCUUGACUGCUGCUAGAGCUGCUGCCAUGUCAGGCAACGAGCCGUCCGAUUCCAUGCGAGUGGUGAAUGCGUUAUUGACUCAACUGGAUAGACUGAGGGUGAGAAAGAAUGUGUUAGUCAUGACAACGUCAAAUCUGGUAGAUGCUAUUGACGAAGCAUUCAUGUCAAGAGUAGAUAUGGUAGAAUUAGUACCCUUACCACCAGCCAAAGCAGUUUACUCGAUUCUCGUAGGAUGUAUGACAGAGAUGAUGUCGAAAGGAUUGAUCAAGAUUCGUAAUUUCCUCGACGUGAACAGAGCCAUUGAUUAUAGUACUCAAUAUGAUACUGGAGGCGACAAAUCGAGAACAGAUAGUGUGGCUUUAUAUAAGUUAGCUGAGAAAUGUUAUGAAUUGAAAAUAUCAGGUAGAACUCUACGUAAAUUGCCAGUGUUAGCUCAUACCACUUAUCUAUCAACUUCUUCCAGUGAGAAUAGGAGAAGACCAUUAAUCAAAUGGAUAGAAGCUAUGAGCAAGAUCAUUGAUCCUCAAAACCAGAAUCAAUCUCGAGCAAAAGCUGAUAUCGCUGGAGAUAAAGCCAAAGUGACCGCACAUGUGAAUGGGAAUGGAGACGGAAAUGUCACGAGGCAUGGAAGAAACCCAAGUACAGCCAGUGCAACGACCACGACUGAACGGAGUGAAAUUGGGAUGAACAUAGCCACGGAAGGUGGAAGACAUCAUCAUUGA
This is a messenger RNA of Kwoniella shivajii, 1713 nucleotides long. RefSeq lists its product as uncharacterized. Lineage: Eukaryota; Fungi; Basidiomycota; Tremellomycetes; Tremellales; Cryptococcaceae. Gene Ontology annotation, cellular component: chromosome; nucleus. The transcript is spliced from 11 exons. Bases 1 to 1713 code for a protein of 570 amino acids. Gene Ontology annotation, biological process: reciprocal meiotic recombination; meiotic recombination checkpoint signaling. Gene Ontology annotation, molecular function: ATP hydrolysis activity; ATP binding. The record is from RefSeq and is a predicted model, not a curated record.